This is a messenger RNA of Liolophura sinensis, 3431 nucleotides long. RefSeq names its product EF-hand domain-containing protein 1-like. The transcript has 11 exons. Gene Ontology annotation, biological process: mitotic cytokinesis; mitotic spindle organization; cilium-dependent cell motility. Bases 97 to 2022 code for a protein of 641 amino acids. Gene Ontology annotation, molecular function: calcium ion binding; alpha-tubulin binding. NCBI's taxonomy places the organism in Eukaryota, Metazoa, Mollusca, Polyplacophora, Chitonida, Chitonidae. The record is from RefSeq and is a predicted model, not a curated record. Gene Ontology annotation, cellular component: mitotic spindle; axoneme.
AAGCAACAACUUGUCCGGUGGGAAGACAAAACAUCGCUCACUCUCAAAUAUCGCCAGUUUACAGAGUGUUUCCCCAUAGACAAUUAAUCAUACACGAUGGAAGGACUACCUAAAUUCCCAGGAUUCGAAUUUCGUGACCCAACGAAAAACACCUUUCACAGAAACAGCACCCUGAAAUUUAAAAAUGGCUACUCUUUCCCCAAAUUGCCCGAAGUGGGUAUUGGUGGGGAUCCAUUACACUUCAACCAGCUGUCAGACGCAGAACUGGAUGAGCUGGCUAACUUUAACCCCACACUGACCUACGGACAAGCCAAACAAGCCCCUCCCCAAGACUUUGUGCCUGCCCAUGUGGCCUGGGACAAAAAGGUGCUUCGCUUCAAUGCAUAUUUCCAACAGACCGUUCAUGAAAGUCCAAAUGAGUAUUUCAGAGUGCGCCCAGUGGACAUCUACUACUACUUGGAAGAUGACAGUAUUGCUGUGAUAGAGCCUCAUGUCGAGAACAGUGGCAUGCCCCAAGGCAAGCUGAUCAAGAGGCAAAGACUGCCCAAGAACGACCAAGGUGACAACUGGCACUGGAAGGACAUUAACCUGGGGAUGAACAUCACCUUCUAUGGCAAGGUCUUCCACGUCAUCAACUGUGACAAAUUCACUUCUGACUUCCUGGAAAGUGAAGGUAUUGAGGUAAAUCCCUCAGAGCAGCUGCCGUCCGAUCCAUACAUCAAGCGUCGUGAAGAGUCUGCUGCACUCCGCACCUACAAAACCCCAUCCUCCUUCGACAAGCUCAAACAGUUCAUGGAGCUUGAUCGUAAAGUGCUGCGCUUCUUCUGCGUCUGGGACGACCGCGACAAUAUGUUUGGAGAAAUGAGACCAUUUGUUAUACAUUAUUACCUUGUGGAUGACACUUUGGAGAUCAGGGAAGUCCACUCCCCUAACGACGGGCGCGACCCAUUCCCAGUGUUGAUAGGGAGACACAAGGUGCCAAAGGAUAGGUACAGGGUCAACUCCUCAUUCCCCUCCUGUGUAAUGGAACUGUCCGACCAUGAGCUUGGCGAGUACUACACGCCUAAAGACUUCAUGGUAGGCAAGACCAUGUACAUCUAUGGUCGCCGUUUCCUGAUAUACGACUGCGAUAACUUCACCAAGGCCUUCUAUUACCAGCAUUUCGGAAUCACAGAGUUCACGCCUGUCGAGGUCAAAGGUCAAGCUAAAGAACUAGCUAAAAUGGAAAUCCCUCCAUACAACCACUUUGGAUCGAUGGAGGAUUCACUGCAGUCCUGUCUGUCUCUUGUGCCACAGCCCCCAAAGAAAGACUUCAUCAAGAUGCUGGAGAACGACCACAAAGUGCUGAGAUUUGAAGCUAUAAUGGAUUCAGUCCGCCCAGAGGACAGAGGCAGACGUUUCGUGAUCGCAUAUCGGCUGGCUGAUGACAUGAUCACGAUCUACGAACCACCAGUCAGGAACUCUGGGAUUAUCGGCGGGAAGUUUUUGGAGAGAACACGAGUUGCCAAGCCUGGCUGUCCCCCUGAUGAACCUGUGUUUUACGGACCUCAAGACUUCCACAUUGGAGCCGUUAUUGAAGUGUUCAAACAUCGUUUUAUCAUCAUAAAUGCUGAUGCUUAUGUUCUCAAAUACAUUGAGGAGCAUAAAGAUCAAUUCCCAGAACAAACUAUUGAGAGUUUGAGGCAGACCCUUGGCAAGCAACAGCCACCCAAAGAACUCAUCAAAGGAGGACCAAUGAAAGUCCACAGAAGUGAUGGUGAUUUAAACACAUUGGUACAACAGAUCCGUGCUCAGCUGAAGAAGAUCGCAAUCACAGACAGAAGUCGCGUGGAUGAGAUGUUCCUGCGCUACGACCGGGACAGGUCUGGCUUCAUUGAUGCGUCAAACAUGAGGGACAUGUGCAGGAAACUUCAGCUCCCCGUCGAUGAUGAUGUCAUACUCGCUCUUGUACAGCAGUGCACAACAAAUCCAGAAGGCAAAAUCAGCUUAGAAGAUUUCCGGAAAUUUGUCGAAAGCUCAUGAACAUUUUGUGAAAAAAAAAUAAAAACAGAAGUUGGGAGGGGGAGAUAACUCUGUUAGCUAUGAUCAUGUGGAAGCCAUGAAUAGCCAGUCUUUGGAAUGCAAGCAUAUUAAAUAGCAAACCAACGUAAAACUUUUCUGGGCAAAUUUCAUCUUCACAACUUGUACAGUUUUAACAAGAUUUUAGGAUAUUUCACAGUUUUAUUAGCAAACAUUGCAGCCCACUUGAAAACAACAUCUUAUUUGCUUUUUUUUUUUGAACAUUGAAUUUCUGCUGCUGUCAGAGGGAUCGAUUUUUAUUUGGGGGAGAAAGUAUUUUAACUGCUACAAAUGGCCUGUGAUAUCAUGUUAUAUUUGUUAACAUUUUGUGACAUAUUUAUUUACAAUAUAUAUGUACAUACAAAUGUAUAUGUACUUGACACUGUGUAAAAUAUAGAUAGAAGUACAUAAAACUUUGUGUGUUGAUUUUAUUUACUGACAGGUAUAAACAUUUAUUCUGAAUUGAAUGAUUGAUGGACUAAUUGCAUGUUCUGGUAAGUAAAACCAGAAGUUCAGAUUGGAAUCAACAGAUGCAUGUACUGAGAGGUGUUAGUGACUACAGUUACAAUUCAGGGUUGCCUGGACGACCAGGCCUUUUACCCAAAGAGCUCCUACUACUGUGGUUGCAGCUUGAUGUUAAUAAGUUUGUCAGAUACCUGCCCAAGGCCUAGUAGUUUACUCCGGGCUCUUCAGUAUCCUCCAUUCAUAAACCUGACUGCUGUUAUAUACAUGUAGAUGAAACAUGCUUGAGUUCAGUGUUAAACAUCAAUUAAAUAAAUAAAAAAGCACACCCAAAUCUGUCUCAAGAUGGGGUGGGGCUGGGAUUGGAUGUUCAGAAUCUACAGAUGUGCUGAGAUUUAUAUAUUUUGAUUUAUUUGGCGUGGUAAGAUUAUUUCACUAAUCUGACGGCUUGCCUUACGGUGGGAGGAUACUAGGCAGUGCCAAGAGGAAACCCACGACCAUCUGCAGGUGGCUUCCAGACCUUUCCGAGUUUGACUGGAAGAAAGCUCUGAUGGGCGAAAAGUAUCUAUUUAUUAAUUUUACGCUGUGUGUUAAGAAUAUUCACCGAGAUUCACUGUUAUCAUAUGUAGAUAUGAGGGCGGUCAUUUUGGGAUAGAAGAAACUGGAGCGCCCACAUGUAAACCACCAACCUUUAGUAAACUACUGACGAAUUUCCCACAUGUGACACACAUACUGCAUGUCACCUAUGUCAUAUUGGGAAGGCAAAUGAACGGCAACGAGCUUCAUUAUUUUGAAAUAGCACACCGAGUCCGUGUAGAGGCACUAAUAAGACCACUUAAAGGCCCAUACACGAUCGUGGGUUACUACUUAUUGCCCGCAAAGACGCCGAGAACAGUGAAGGCGGUGUCUCG